UUCCUUCACAAAUACAAAAAUCCUCUGCAAACUCCAGUCUUCAAGCUCUCCCUAGCGGUUUCAAGAUUUCGUUCACCAUAACGAUCGGUGGUAGAAAGGAUGGGUCACUCUAAUGUCUGGAACUCUCACCCCAAGAACUACGGCCCUGGUUCUCGCACUUGCCGUGUGUGUGGAAAUCCCCACGGUAUUAUCAGGAAGUACGGGCUUAUGUGCUGCAGACAGUGCUUCCGUAGCAAUGCCAAGGAAAUUGGAUUCAUCAAGUACCGCUGAAGAAAGAUGCUGUCUUCCACAGAAGCAGAUUGGUCUGGAACAAGUAUGAUCUUGUUAGAAUUUUUAUGUUUGAAGUGAACUCUUAAGACAAUGUUUUGCUUAGUUGAUGUAUUACUGAAAUUGAAUUGAUGUUGCGAAUGGAUUGUUUUCGAAUUACUUGAUAACAUUUUGGAAUUGUCUCCUGGGUUA
Molecule: messenger RNA, 459 nt
Organism: Populus nigra (black poplar)
Lineage: Eukaryota; Viridiplantae; Streptophyta; Magnoliopsida; Malpighiales; Salicaceae
Product: small ribosomal subunit protein uS14z/uS14y/uS14x
Exons: 3
Coding region: 100-270 (56 amino acids)
Biological process (GO): translation
Cellular component (GO): cytosolic small ribosomal subunit; ribosome
Molecular function (GO): zinc ion binding; structural constituent of ribosome
Source: RefSeq, a predicted model, not a curated record